AUGCAAAACUCUAACGGAAAACUACCCCUCCAAGACAUCAAGGUGAUCGACUUCAGCCAGAUUCUCGCAGGUCCAUUCUGCACAAUGCUGCUAGCAGACAUGGGCGCUGAUGUCAUCAAGAUUGAGAAGCCCAACGGCGGCGAUGACACUCGUCGAUACGGGCCGCCCUUCAUUGAAGGCGAAUCAGCGGCUUUCCUGACGCUGAACCGCAACAAGCGCAGCAUCGUCCUUGACCUCAAGAGCGAGCAGGGCCUCGCCAUAGUGCGCCACAUGCUCGAAGACGCCGAUGUCAUGAUUCACAACUUCCGCCCCGGUGUCGUGGAUCGCAUGGGCCUUGCCUUCGAAGAUGUGAGCGCGCUCAAUCCUGCCAUCGUCUAUUGCACCGUAUCGGGCUUCGGCACGACAGGCCCGUACAGCAGUCGCGCCGGAUUCGACCUCGUAGCUCAGGGCAUGAGCGGCCUGAUGAGCAUCAACGGCUUCCCCGACUCCCCGCCCGCGAAGGUAGGCGUACCCAUGGCAGACCUCAACACUGGCAUGUUCUGCGCCUACGGCAUCCUCACCGCAUACAUUAACCGCCUAGUAACGGGGAAGGGACAGCAUGUGGACGCCUCUCUAAUAGAGUCCGGCAUCGCAUACACCCUCUACGAAUCCGCAACCUACUUCGCCACCGGCGAGGUGGCGGGCCCGCUCGGUUCGGCGCACCGCAUGAUUGCGCCUUAUCAGGCGUUCGCCACUCAGGACGGCUACAUCAACAUCGGCGCGGCGAACCAGAACAACUGGGAGCGCAUGUGCCGCGCGGUGGGCCGCGAAGACCUGCUUGACGACGAGCGCUUCGCCUCCAACCCUGAGCGCAUGGUUAGCAUUGACGCCCUCACGCCCAUCAUGGAAGAGACAUUCCGCACGCAGACCACCGACCACUGGGUGAAGACUCUGGAGAAAGCAGGAGUUCCGUGCGGCCCGAUCUACAACAUGAAGCAGGUCUAUGCCGACCCGCAUGUGCAGUCCCGCGAAAUGGCAGUGCCACUCGAACAUCCUAAGGCCGGCAGCAUCCGCAACAUCGGCGUCCCCGUGAAGCUCUCCGAUACGCCCGGCUCCGUGCGAACCCCUGCGCCCCUGCUAGGCCAGCACUCCGACGAAGUGCUCACCGAAUUUGGCUACGAAGACACCGACGUCACCGCAUUCAAAGACGCCGGAGUGCUCGGCUGA
Molecule: messenger RNA, 1206 nt
Organism: Geodia barretti
Lineage: Eukaryota; Metazoa; Porifera; Demospongiae; Tetractinellida; Geodiidae
Source: the annotation of a GenBank genome assembly